Messenger RNA from Athalia rosae (coleseed sawfly), 3165 nucleotides. Its product is annotated as zinc finger protein 510-like. The transcript has 3 exons. The record is from RefSeq and is a predicted model, not a curated record. Lineage: Eukaryota; Metazoa; Arthropoda; Insecta; Hymenoptera; Athaliidae. The coding region runs from base 359 to 1519 and encodes 386 amino acids. Gene Ontology annotation, cellular component: nucleus.
UAUUGGUGUUUUCACAGUAGCACUGUGGGUAACAUAUAGCUAACCAUAAGUGAGCGACUGCGCACGGCGGCAUAGCAGGAUACUUUCUUCGUGUCAUGGAAAAUGAGUGUGCAGUAUCUGUCCGUGAGCGACAGACCGAUUAGGAAUCUAGCCGAAAUACGAAGCAUCCCGCGUCCCAGCAUCUCAAUACCGUUACACCGAGCAAUCACGUCCAAGUGAAUGAACUGUUUUUGUCGCGUGGUUUCGUAUCGUCUGAAAUUUUAUCGGCUUCCCCUCGCCACUUCUAAUACGCUACAACUUCAGGACCAUAAGUAACGUCGAGGCGGAGACGACGUGAGAAUUGUGCACAACAAACAAAAUGGCAUCGAGUAUAAUCUCAGGAACGAUGAAACUGGGCAGCUCUUCGGCCAUCCAUGUAGGACCCAUCGUUACUAGUGGAUCCAACGAGAUUAUCUCUAUUGUAAUUCCAUUGUCGGCUCAGAUGGCAACAAUGACACCAGGUCAGGUUGUUGUGAAAGACGCUUACAACGAUUGUAGAAAAGACUUUUCACCGACCACUUCGCCUCCAGAGCAGACUUGCGCCGCCAACAAUGCUAAAGGAUGUCCUUUUCCUAAGUGCAGCCGUUACGGCAGGGCCUUUUCCAGGGCCCACGACCUAAAACGGCACAUGGCGAGGCACGAGGCUAAAAAGGAAAGACUCUCGGCUACGAUGAAUGAAGAAAAGCAUCAUUGCUUGAUAUGUGGUGAGCACUUCUUGAGCGAAGCUGUACUCAAGAAACACAGUCAAAUUCACGAGAGAACGAACAACCAGCAAGUUUUAUUAUGCUACAUAUGCAAAAAUAAAUAUGAAAAUGAGAAGAAACUUAAGGCGCACCUGGCUACGCAUGAUAAGAAAUCGAUGUCUACGAUGUGUGCUCUUUGUGGAUUACGAUUCGAUGAAAACGGUGAGCUCCAGGUUCACAUGAGAGAACACACAAGUAGUAUCGUCGAGGGGCAAUCAACUUUAGCUGACCUCAGGUCGUUGUCACAAUUGGAGUACGUUGAUGAAGAAUUCUUCACUGGGGACCAGAGCCAGGAAAAGAUCAAUGAAAACGCAAGUGUAGCGGCGAAAACUACUAAAAACGUGAACAAAAACGCAAAUGAUACUACAUCGGGUAAAAUCCGCUGUGACUAUUGUUGGAAAACCUUCAAAUCAAAAUGGACUCUCAACUCGCACGUGGCAGCCCAUGAGGGCCGAUUUCAGUACAAUUGCGAUCAGUGCGGAAAAAAGUUCGUCCGUAAAAGCCACUUCGAGGGUCACGUACGCUCGCAUGAAGCAACCAGACCCUACGCAUGCGACGUAUGCGGAAGCACCUUCAAACAGGCGAAGCAUCGUCGCGAACAUUUUAAAAGGAAGCAUCCAGGGACGCAGAAUGCGGUACAGAAUCUCUUAAACAGCAUUAGUGCGUGCGUCUCAGAAGAAUCGUCGGUCGAUCAGCCGAAGUUUACCCUUCUCGUUCCGGUUGAGUUCAAUGCAUGAACCUUAAAUUUGUCUGCAUUUCGUUAUCGAAAGCCGAAAGUCAAAGACUGCAAAAGAAUUACCGGGUACUUUCGUUGUAGUAAUUGUCUAGAUACUUAUCAGACGAAACACGCCAAACUGACUAUUUCUUUGGCAGUAUUCUUCGAAUUGGCUGAAACCUUAACAGCGUUUCGGGAAACCCCAAGAAGCAUGUUAGGGCCAGCCACGCAACGUCAAAAGUUCGAAUUUCGAGAAUUGGGUAGGAUUGUUUGUGAAAAUUCAUAAUUCCAACGCUGUUGCCUGCGUUUAUAUUUCUUGUUCAGUUGAACGGAAUGACAAAAAUUUCAUUAAUUGUUUAACGGACCCGGAAAAAGUAGUCCGCUUAGCGUGUUCGGCGCGAAUACGCUAGUCAUCUUAUUGUGAGUACAUCUAUUCUGUAAUUUCAACCUCUUCGUAGAAUAUGGCACAAAAAUGGCGUCUAGAUUUUUAUGCCAAUGAAUUACUAAAAUCUAGGCGAUUUUUCCAGUCAUUGAUUUAAAAGAGUUUUAUACCGGUCAUUCAAGACCGGUUCCGAAACGGCGUAUAUCUCUAUGAGUUUGUCGGCCGUAUCCAUGACGUUACGUUGCAGUGAAAAACUUUGAUAUCUCAGUCACGAUCUCAGACUGUAUGGUUUGCUCCAAAGCUAUCGAAUUUUCUCAUUUGAAUAACAUAGGAUAUUAAGCACUUCCAGGCUGAUGGUUCUUUUCAAUCACAUACUUGUUUGAAAAGACUGAAAACUUGGUGGAAUUCUUACCUCUUCUUACUUGGUAUUGUAUAAAUAUGUUAUAGAUUAAUAUUGUUAGCGAAAUAAUUUUCGAACUACUAUCUGUUUUGUUAUAGGUACGAAUUUAGCUUGGUUUCAGAUUCUUAGGAGCAAGAAUGUAUUCGGAAAAAAAUAUUAACCCAGAAGUGCUAAAAUUCUAGUGUUAUUUUAAUGAGAAAAUCCGAUGGCUUUAGGUCAGUCCUCGGUAUCGAAACAAAAACCUGGGUGUUUUGCUGGAUUUUUUUUUUAAAUUUAUUCGGAGAUAUUAUAGCCCACACGGGAGCAUUAAAAUUUGGAAGACCAUUUGGAAGACUAUGCUAAUGUGCCUGAGAAUCAGAAAAGAAAUUGUAUCAAUGUUGAUAUUUCUUCAUAAUUAAUUACUCUAUUGGGCGAAGGUAUCAGAUUUCGCAUCAUUCACAGUCUGCUCAAAUGCAAAAUUGAAAUCGACGAGCCACGAAACACUGCGAUUAUUCGGACACUUGAAAGCGUAGGAAUAUAUGUAUAAAUAAUUGUGUUUUUGUAUAAGUGAUAUUGUAUACGUAUGUUUCCAAGAUUCUGUAAUGGAAAUGGAAUUAACUCCAGGCAACGUAGAGCCAUCACUAAAACUUAAAUCAUGUCAGUUUUUGAAGUCGUCUACUGCUUUGUUUUCGAAAUAUGAAAAUAUUGUCAUCUGCAACACUUGUGCUCUGAAAUGUGAUUAUAAUGUUAUUCAAUAAGCGUUUGCCGUAAAUCAGGAACAAAUUUCUGAGUUAUGUAUUUAUGAAAGAAGAUAUUAUGUAUUUGACAAAUGUCCGAGUAAACGGUCAAUCUUUUAUCAAAUGUUGUGAACGUGACGAAUAAAACAAUAGGUGUUUUACACUAUGAA